UAAAUCCCAGGGCAGCAGGUCCUUCAAGGCUAGCAUUGCAAUUUCAAUUAGCUCCUGAGUGAAAGCUUGGCAUGUGUAUUAGUGAGCAGGGACACAAUUAGCUUAAUCUUCCUUUCCGUGUUGUGUUGAGAGGAUCCAAACUGGUGGUGGAUCAGGCAAGCCAGGCAUCACUGGAUUUUGAAGAAGGGAGUUGCUCAGACCUCCACAUAUUCACUUGCUCACGCUGGAAUUACAGAGAUUUAUUACAAAGCACUGUGUGGCUUGGUGAAGGGUGCCUCGAGAGACACUCCGGAUAGCACUUGAGCUUCGUCUUUUGAGUGCUUCACCGCUCUGUCUUCGUCUCAUCAUUAGCAUGGAGCCCAACAGCCCCAAAAAGAUACAAUUUGCUGUGCCUUUAUUCCAGAGUCAGAUUGCUCCAGAGGCAGCCGAGCAGAUCAGGAAAAGAAGACCUACACCAGCAUCCCUUGUGAUUCUCAAUGAACAUAAUCCCCCAGAAAUUGAUGAGAAGAGGGUGACUAACACACAAGAAUCGCAGAAUGCAUCCCCUAAGCAAAGGAAGCAGAGUGUGUAUACGCCACCAGCCAUGAAAGGCGUUAAGCAUCUGAAAGGCCAGAAUGGAUCGGCAUUCCCAGAAGAAGAAGAAAGUGCGAGUGAAAAAGAAGAGAAGUGGAAACAUUAAUUACCCAUCAGUAGCAAGAGGGUUUCUUGGAAAUAACUGGACUGUACACUCUUCUGAAUAUCCAAUGGCACUCCAAAGCUCCGCCUCCAGCAUCCUCUUCCGUCUCAUCCCCCACCCCCACAGCAGUGUGAUCCCCAUAGAAGCCUACUUGACUGAACUGUGAAACCGAGUGCAGAUUGUUACGACUUGCAGUAAAGAAUAGCACUGAUUUUACCACAAUUUUUCUUUUCAACUAAUCAAACCUAGGAAUCUGCUACCAUGUGAAUACUUUGAUACUGCCAGAGCUUAACUCCUCCUGGCCUAUGACAUAAUUUACACUCUAAGGUCAAAUGUAGAGAGCAUUACUCCAAAAGUACAAAGUAAAUCCCAAGUGCACUUGGCCAAGUGUGAGUGGGGAUUCAUGGAAGGGGAGAGUCUACAGAAGCUUCUAAGCAGUAACCGCAUCUAGCAGGUUUCUGUGUCUAGAUCAGACCAGAGUUCAAGAAGACAAUGAUAGAUAGAUGUCAGAUGUCUUGACUCAAAACCCCACAUCAGCUAUGAAAUGAUUUCCAUCCAGUAGUGUGUUAGCAGAUACUUAAAGAAACAAAUGUCCCUUUAUUUUCUAAGCUGAGCAAUGUUGGCUUCUCAGCAUCAUCUAAUCAUUGAAAAGGAAAUGCUAAAUUUAUAAUAAAACAGAGCAAAUCUCUUCUGCUUUUUCUUUCCCUUUUUCUUCUUUUUUUUUUCUUUUUGUUAACUAUUUGAAGUUAUGCCAUCUAUAUUGUAUCGCUUUUGUUUGUCUGGGCUUUUCAUUGUUUCUUUUUGUUUUCUUGGUGCUAGAGAAUAAACCCAGGGCUUUGUAUACGCAAAUAUUCCUCUAGACUCUGUCCUCAGUCUUAUUGCAGUUUAACAUAUCCUGACUGUUUUAUUCUUCUUCUCUAUGAUAGAAUAAAAAAAAGUCUCAUUAAUUCAGCCAUAGACUCAUCCAUUAAUUUGACAGUACUUUUCGUGGAGUUAAAAAAAAUUUGCUGUUAAAAAAAAUUGCUGUUACUUGGAGUUUAGUAUUAUGUCAUUUUAUCUUUCUCUUUCCUCUCAAUAAACCUUUCAACACACCA
Mastomys coucha (southern multimammate mouse) is the source of this 1770-nucleotide messenger RNA. RefSeq names its product protein phosphatase 1 regulatory inhibitor subunit 1C (gene Ppp1r1c). Bases 353 to 679 code for a protein of 108 amino acids. The transcript is spliced from 5 exons. Gene Ontology annotation, cellular component: cytoplasm. Gene Ontology annotation, molecular function: protein phosphatase inhibitor activity. Lineage: Eukaryota; Metazoa; Chordata; Mammalia; Rodentia; Muridae. Gene Ontology annotation, biological process: intracellular signal transduction. The record is from RefSeq and is a predicted model, not a curated record.